AUGAAGAAGAACAAAUCACUUAAUAUUGCCUUUACUCAUCCGGACUUGGGUAUCGGAGGAGCUGAACGAUUGAUUGUGGAUGCUGCUGUUGGAUUAAAAAAGGUUAUUGGACACAAGGUUACGAUAUUUACCUCUCAUCACGAUCCUAAACAUUCCUUCUCAGAAACCAAUGAUGGAACUUUGGAUGUAAUUUCAUAUGGAGAUUUUCUUCCGAGAACAAUAUUUGGUUUAUUUCAUAUUUUCUUUGCAAUUUUAAGAAUGUUUUAUUGUACUAUUAGAAUGUAUUUGAAUCAUUCUCAUGAAAAUUAUGAUGUGAUUAUUGUUGAUCAAAUUAGUUAUCAUAUUCCACUCUUGAAAUUAUUAUUUCCAAAGGCUAAAAUUGUAUUUUACUGUCAUUUUCCUGAUAAAUUGUUGGUGAGAUGGGACAGUAACUUGUCAUUAUUGAAGAAAUUAUAUAGAAUUCCAUUCGAUUAUUUUGAGGAAAUUACAACUGGAAUGGCUCAUUCUAUUAGUGUAAAUUCUGGAUUUACCAAACAAAUUUUCUAUGAAUCAUUUAAAAAGCUCUCUAAUAAGCAAGUUGAAAUUUUAUAUCCACCAAUCAAUGUUUCAUCCUACGAUGUUCAACCAUCUGAGGAAGAAUUGGAAAAUGUUGUAUCCAUCAAUAGAUUUGAAAAGAAGAAGAAUAUUGCCUUGCUGGUUCACUCAUUUGCCAAGUAUGUCAAGCCUAGAUUCCCAGACGCCUUACUCAUUCUUGCUGGAGGUUAUGAUCCAAGAGUUCCUGAAAAUAUUCAAGUUUUGGAUGAAUUGAAACAAUUGGUAGCCAAGUACAAUGUCCAAGAGAAUGCAAUUUAUGUUCCAUCAUUUAAUGAAAUUGAGAGAUAUGUCUUGUUGAAAUAUUGCACUGUAGUGGCCUACACUCCACAGGGAGAACAUUUUGGUAUUGUUCCAGUUGAGGCCAUGUAUUGUGGAAGAUGUGUUUGUGCAUUGAGAAGUGGAGGACCAAAGGAAAGUAUUGUUCAUGAAUCGACAGGUCUAUUGGCCGUUAUGGAUAAUCUCAACGAGGAUGAAAUUAUCGAAAACUUUGGCCUCAACAUUGUUCAAUUCUUUUCCAUGAGCGCUCAAGAAAGAGCCAACUAUGGAACACGUUCAAGACAGAGAGUGAUCGAUAACUUUACCUUGAAUUCUUUCGCCCACAGUCUCGAUAGAAUUAUUGCAGAAACAUCCUUAUAA
Naegleria gruberi is the source of this 1230-nucleotide messenger RNA. RefSeq lists its product as uncharacterized. The transcript is spliced from 2 exons. NCBI's taxonomy places the organism in Eukaryota, Heterolobosea, Eutetramitea, Acrasida, Naegleriidae. The record is from RefSeq and is a predicted model, not a curated record. Bases 1 to 1230 code for a protein of 409 amino acids. Gene Ontology annotation, molecular function: GDP-Man:Man(1)GlcNAc(2)-PP-Dol alpha-1,3-mannosyltransferase activity; alpha-1,3-mannosyltransferase activity.